AUGUUUCUCCCAAACAUGAGUAAUGCAAGGCGAUUGUCACAUGUAGUGCCAUCUAGGUUCUGGUGUGGGAAAAAGGAUGUGAUAUUCUGUACGAGAACUUAUGAGAAUCAGUAUCGACGGUUCUAUAGAUGCGAGAUAUGGGCACAUUGCAGAGAAGAAGGAAAACCAUUUUUCUUAAGUGGGUUGAUAAGGCUUUUCUUAAUGAGAUUCGAAGGGUCAAGGCUCAGCAAGUAA
Messenger RNA from Eruca vesicaria subsp. sativa (arugula), 234 nucleotides. The record is from the annotation of a GenBank genome assembly. Lineage: Eukaryota; Viridiplantae; Streptophyta; Magnoliopsida; Brassicales; Brassicaceae.